AUGUGCGGUGGCGAGCAGCACCGGGAGAGGGUCUCUCCUGUUUGCAACGACAUGACUGGCCUUUGCCCACUGUACGUUUCGGUCUCAGAGCACGAGGUGUGUUUGGAUGAGAACAAUGAGCUCGUUGAAAAGGCCAAGAAGGCGGAGGUUGAGGUGACUUUGGAUCUUGUGCCGCACAUGCCCCAUGCAUUCCAAUGGUGCUCAGCCUUCUUACCUGAAUCGCGGGAGUCUGAUGACCGCAUUAUUGGCUGGAUGCGAGAGAAGCUCCAACACAAGUGCAUGUAG
Symbiodinium pilosum is the source of this 285-nucleotide messenger RNA. The record is from the annotation of a GenBank genome assembly. NCBI's taxonomy places the organism in Eukaryota, Dinophyceae, Suessiales, Symbiodiniaceae.